CUUCGCUGCCCAAGUGGCUGGCCUCCCCGGAAGGCCGGAAAUCAUCCAAUCAUUGCGCGACGAUGACGACGCCAGGCCAGCGCCCGUUUAGCGCAUACGUCCGGCUGUGGGCCAUCGCCAAUCUCCUUCGCAUCUCGAUCGGCCUCAACGCCGGCACCGGCCUCGUCGGAUCGACGCUCGACGCCAACUUCUUCUCUCUCGCCACCCUGCCGGCCUUGGUCGCGCUGGCAGGCCUGGUGCCGGCUCGCUGGUCGGGUGCGCUGCCGCUGGUCGCGCUGGUGGCGCGAGCCGCCACCAAUGCGGCCAAGGGCUCGAUGAUGUCCAACUCCCAGAUGUGGGCCACGCAGAUGGACGCAGCGCUCGUGCUGUCGCUCCUGCGCCGCCUCGGAUCUGCCGCCCGCCACGGAUCGUCCUGGAGCAGCCCGCUGAGUGCCGAGGACGAGCGCGCGGUGGUCGGCGGCUGCGCCCGGACGGUGCGGUGGCAGCUCGCCAUCUUUUACUUUGCGAGCGGCUUCUGGAAGGCAAACACGUCCUUCCUCCACCCCUCGUACUCGUGCGCCGGCCUCUUCAUGGUGCAGCCCCUCGAGUACCUGCCCGACGACGUCCUCUUCGCAGCGAGCGGCCUGGCCGCCUCCGCCGUCCCCGCCCUCGCGCGCGCUAUCGCCGCAACCGGUCCGGCCUUCACGCUCGUCCUGGAGGCGGUGGUGCCGGUGCUGCACUUCCUCGAGCCUCGCCGCUUCCCGCGCUGCGCCCUCUUCGGCCUCGUCCUCACCCUCGCUUUCCACCUCGUCAUCGGCCUCACGCCGCCGCCCUCCAACGUCUCCACCUACGGCGUCACCACCUGCACGCGCCUCUUCUUCGUCUUCCCAGACGCCGCCGCCGCCGCCGUCGGCGAGAUGGGACGGCCGCAUACCGCCGCCGGUGCCCUCCUCUGCGCCGGCAUGGCUGCUGCCGCAGCGGCGACCCUCGCCCUCGUCGAGCCCUACCACGCCGUCGCCAUCAGCACGGUCCAGGGCGAGGGCAAGGACUGGCACGCCGGCUGGUACGCCGCGCUGGCAGUGCUGCUCACGCGCGCCGCGGUCCUCGAGGCGGCGGGCGGCGAAGAGGGGGAGGGCAGCGUGUGCGGGGCGCCGCUUCACGCCCCCGGCCGGUUGCGAGCAGGCGGCAGGCGGCGGCGAGGCGGCGUGCGGCAGCGAGGGCGGUCUUCCCGCGGAGAAGGAGAAGAGCCGCGAGGUGGAGGGGAGGACGAGGGAGGGGCCUGCUUUGCGGGGGCUCGUCGCGCUCGCGCUGCUGUACGCCUUCGCGCUGCCCGUGGCGGGGCUGCAGGAGAAGGCUGGCUGCCUGAUGUUUUCGCAGCUGCGCCUGCACGGCGGCUCCAACCACCUCCUGCUCCCCACGUCGCUGCUGCAGCGCGAGCUCGCCUCCGCCGAGCCGACGAACGCCUUCGCGGGCGGCGUGGUCCGCAUCGAGGAGACGGACCUCGAGUGGGUCGGAAACACCUUCGCAGAGCACAUGGGGCCGCGCACGCUCCGGCUGAUCCGCGAGGUGGCGGCCGUGCCCGCAGAGUACGUCUGGGCGGCCAAGUCGAGUUCCGCCAAGCGAAGCCGCCCGCCGCCGCGGUUUCGCCGCCACACCCUCUCCGCGCUCGGCCUGCGCCGGCUGCUCGCGACGGCGGCGCGGCAGAAGGACUCCUUCUCGCUCCGGUACACGCGGCUGCACGGCGCCGUCGGCGACGAGGCGUGGCGCACCGGCUCGGCGGGCAGCGAGUACGUGGUCAGGGGCGAGGGAGGCGCGACCCGCUGCGCGCGCCUCGGCUUGGGUGGCAAAGAGUCGCCGUGCGACGCGCGGGAGGAGGCGCUGAUCGCUCCGCCCUCGUGGCCCUCGUCGGCCUUUGCGUUCCUGCUCGAGCCGCAGCCCAACCCGAUCGUCGACGGGUACACAGACGAGAUGCACUGCGUCACCUGGGGAUGAUGCGCGGGUGGUUGCACAGCUGGGAGCCCGC
Molecule: messenger RNA, 2002 nt
Organism: Emiliania huxleyi CCMP1516
Lineage: Eukaryota; Haptophyta; Isochrysidales; Noelaerhabdaceae
Exons: 15
Source: RefSeq, a predicted model, not a curated record